UCCUGUCUCUUUCUUUAGAGAUCCUGACACAAGAGGAACUCUGCAAACCAAGAGCAAAUGUAGCUUCUGAUAAACCUGCAUGCUGAUUUGAUCCAAAACUAUACGCUUUCAGAUUUGAUUGUGGAGACACACUGCUUUUCAUUCAAAGUGUGCAACUUUUAAACUUUUUUAAAAAAGAUAACAUUACUUUGGGCUGCUGCUACAGAAAAGGACAUUUGUUGUAUAUUUCAUUUACAAAGGUUGUCCUCAAAUAUUCGACUGAUUAAUGGAUAGGACACUGGGAACAUUUCUCACCCUUUUCUUCAUCCUUUGCAUGUCUUCUAAAAAAGCUGGAGCGGCCUCGCAUCUGAAAUCAGGGCGUUGCUCCUACACAUUCAUUGUUCCACAGCAAAAAAUCACAGGAGCUCUGUGUUUGAACACACACUCUUCAAUUCCCAACCAAUCAGAGGUAGUCGCUCUCCAGUUGGAGCUCAAACGACAGCAGGAACAACUGGAGAAGCUCCAGAGUCAAAUGGGGUAUGAAGGGACACUUGCCACAGAGGUGAGAGCCUUGAGCAAAGAGAGCAGCAGCAUGAAUUCCCAAAUUGCCCAACUUUACGCCCAGCUGCUACGUGAAGUUAUCCAUAAGAAGGACCAAGCUUUGGAGCACCAAAGGUUGGAGAGCCUCCUCCUGAAUGCGACAACACAUGCUUUGCAGGUGUCCAGUAGUUACAGGGAACUGGAGAAGAAAUAUGGAGCACUCACCUCCAUGAUGAGCUCCCAGAACCAGUUUAUCACCAAACUGGAGAAACAGUGCCAGUGCAGGGAUUCCAGCCAGCCCUCGGUGUCUGGACAGGCGAUGACUGAACCCCCCAAAAAUCCUAGUAAUGAGCACCGCAACUUCAGCGUUAAGGCCACCAUCUUGACAAAUGACGUCCAGAGGGACCAGAGUGCUUCUGUACAUCAACUGCAAGCAGAAACAGUCGGGGAUCAACCCUUUUCUACUAUUGUCCCUCCUACUGAACUGCCUUUCGUUGGCUUCCCUGUCACUAAAUCCCCAGGGCCAUGGCGGGACUGCCAGCAUGUUAUGGAUUCAGGCGAGACCACCAGUGGGAUUCAGCUGAUUCAUCUUCAGAGUGCCAACCGACUCUUUCAGGCCUGGUGUGAGCAGAGUCAGGCUCAGGGUGGGUGGACUGUCAUUCAGAGGAGACAGGAUGGGUCAGUCAACUUCUUCAGGACUUGGGAGCAGUAUAAGCAAGGCUUUGGAAACCUAAAUGGUGAGUACUGGCUUGGCCUGGAACACCUGUACUGGCUCACCCAGCAGACCAAGUACAAACUCCGGGUGGUCUUAGAAGACUGGCAGGGCCGGCAGGUGUUUGCUGAAUAUGACAGCUUCCACCUGGAACCGGAGAAUGACUGGUAUCGCCUGCGCUUGGGACAAUACAAAGGCAAUGCAGGAGACUCCCUGUCAUGGCACAACAACAAGGCCUUCACCACUCUGGACCGUGACAGGGACAGCUAUCCAGGUAACUGUGCUCAUUACCAGAAAGGAGGCUGGUGGUAUCACAUGUGCGCACACUCCAAUCUGAACGGUGUGUGGUAUAGGGGUGGACACUAUCGAAGCCGUUACCAAGAUGGGGUCUACUGGGCUGAGUUCCAUGGAGGGUCCUAUUCCCUGAAGAAAGUUUCCAUGAUGAUCAAACCCACAUAGCUGCAUUACUGCAGGAACUCACAAAGAUAACACUGACAAGGAUAAAGAAGAUGCAGAGAAAGUUAAACAUUAUGAAUAAAAUGUAUAGUUAUAUAAAUGUUUUAACACAAAUGUCUUAAUUGACAUAAAUCAGUUACAAGUGAUGACUAAGUCAUGAGUGUGACUCAGAUGUUUCCUUCUCUCUCUGCUCAGAUAUAUCUGACUCAAGUUUUUGAAAGAGGCUGCACUCAAAGCAAAAACACUUUUCGCACAUUGCUGUUUGUGGACUUAGACAAUUUUCUCUGGUGCCCUGAUCCCGCUGUGGUUGCUUGACAUUUUUGGUGUUGUUGCCUCAGCUCUACACAGCAGUUUGGUUGGUCAGAAUGUGUUCAAUGAUGCAACUACAGAAUGUGGUUAGAAUAUUUUUUAAAAUAUUUUUACAUAUUAGAUCAUUCUUCCUCUAUCUCUUUUUAAAAUUGUUGCUUCUCUCCAUAGUCAUCUCUGGCUUUAUUGUUACAUGGAGAUAGAUUGUUGAUUUCAUGCCACAUCACCAGAUUUCUUAUUUCUGUUGGCUACCAUAAGUGGUCAGUGAGUCACUUUAGUUUAAUCAAAAAGAACCUGUAUGAUGUUUUCUAGUAUGUACCAACACAGUCAUUGGAUUAGCAUUUAGACAACAGUUUGGACCUUCAGAUAUCUUAGAAAUCUUAAAGCAAAGAAAGAUUUACUUCUUUGCAAUAGCAUUAGUCUCUUAAAGUAAGCUAUAGGGCUUUGACUGGUCAGCUUGUUCAAUCAUUUUCAAGAGAAGGCACUAUUCAUCAAAACCUAUAUUGUACUUGUAUCUUAAGAAUAAACACAAUAAAAAAAUGCUUUGA
Messenger RNA from Poeciliopsis prolifica (blackstripe livebearer), 2541 nucleotides. RefSeq names its product angiopoietin-like 6 (gene angptl6). The transcript has 7 exons. The coding region runs from base 266 to 1690 and encodes 474 amino acids. The record is from RefSeq and is a predicted model, not a curated record. Lineage: Eukaryota; Metazoa; Chordata; Actinopteri; Cyprinodontiformes; Poeciliidae.